Messenger RNA from Helicoverpa armigera (cotton bollworm), 3959 nucleotides. It is a transcript of the gene Mrgn1, whose product is annotated as E3 ubiquitin-protein ligase MGRN1. The record is from RefSeq and is a predicted model, not a curated record. Gene Ontology annotation, biological process: protein ubiquitination. The transcript is spliced from 14 exons. Gene Ontology annotation, molecular function: ubiquitin protein ligase activity. The coding region runs from base 144 to 2183 and encodes 679 amino acids. Gene Ontology annotation, cellular component: cytoplasm. Lineage: Eukaryota; Metazoa; Arthropoda; Insecta; Lepidoptera; Noctuidae.
UUCUAUCGACCUUUUAAGAAUUUUUAAACGAUUGCGAAGCUGUCAUACAGUCGGGUCAGAAAAUGUCAGCUGCGUGAGAACAAAAUAAUAGAGACGUAUUUUUGCCUAAAAUCAAUUAAAUAUCUUCUGUGUUUGUUUUCAAAAUGGGUGCAUUAACAAGUAGGCAAAAUGCUGGUGUAGAAGAAGCAGAUGUGGUGUCCAACCAUGCUUACAAAUAUCCUCCUAGAUCAGGUAACUACUUCGGGAGUCACUUCAUCAUGGGCGGCGAGAGGUUUGACACCCCUCAGCCUGAAGCAUACUUGUUUGGAGAAAAUGCUGAUUUGAAUUUUCUAGGCAGCAGACCCACACCUAUAUGUCCUCAGUUCCCGUACCCCCCGCCACAGUCUAAUGAGCCUACGAAAACGUUAAAAAGUUUAGUGAAUAUACGCAAGGAGUCUUUACGUUUUGUUCGUUGCCCUGAGCCUGUUGGUAAGCUGGCGGAGAACAAGAUUGGAGAUGGGAUGAUCAAGUCUGUGGACAAUAAUGGCAAAGGGACGUAUUACAAUAUUGAGUUCACAUUUGACUGUGAUGCGAGAUGUGCCAUUACCGUAUUCUAUUUUUGUACCGAAGAAGUUACUCCCACUGGUGUUGUUUAUUACCCACGCGAUCCAGCAAUGAAUUCUCAGACAUACCACUACAAGAAGGGUGCAAAUCAGCAGUUCUGUCAAAUUUCACACGUAUUCGACCCGUCCAAACAUCCUGAGGAGGACUUGGUGUACAACGCAGACAGGGAGAUCAUACCUAUCGCGAUAUACUGCGUCGUUGAUGAAGGACAGGAAGAAAUAAGGCAGUCUCACACCACGAUAGCGGUGGUGGAGAAGCACUCGGACGGCACGUACGUGCUGAAGGCGCUCAAGCAGAAACUGUUCGUUGACGGCCUGUGCUACCUGCUGCAGGAGAUCUACGGCAUCGAGAAUAAGAACCUUGAUACUAAGCCGAGUUCAGACGAGGAGACAGAAGACGGCGGGUCAGAGUGCGUGAUCUGCAUGUGCGACGUGCGCGACACGCUGAUCCUGCCGUGCCGCCACCUGUGCCUGUGCAACUCGUGCGCGGACUCGCUGCGCUACCAGGCCAACAACUGCCCCAUCUGCCGCGCGCCCUUCCGCGCGCUGCUGCAGAUCCGCGCGCUGCAGCGCCGCGCCGACUCCGCGCCGCCCGCGCCGCCGCCCACUGAUGGCAGCACAGAGAACAUCCCGGCGGGCUACGAGCCGGUGUCGCUGCUGGAGGCGCUGAACGGGCCGCACCCCGCCCGCGCGCUGCCCGCGCCCCGUCCCGCGCCCGCCAUCGCCAGCCCCGACACCGACACCGCAUCGCAGGCAGCAGAAAUUUUGAACCGUUGCAAUUUAGAGCGCAGUUCGUCUACGAGUUUGGGCAGCAGCGGCAGCAGGAAAGCCAAGAGUGGUUCCAAGGAUGACGUCAAAAGUGUACGCGACAGGUCUGCUGCACAAACUGUUACGCCUGAGUUCCGCAUGUCAGUGCUGCUGGCUCGUGAGGAGGAAGCGAAACGCGCGGAGGAGAAGGCGGCUGCUAACAGUCCGCUGCUUUACAACCAUCAUAUCGUUAAUGGAGAUAAGAUUUCGAAGUCGUCCCUGAGCCUGGAGUACGGGUGCGCGGCGGAGGCGUCGGGCUCGGAGGACGAGGCGCGGGCGCCCGCCGAGCCCGACAGCGACGCCGAGCGACUCUCGCCGCUACUCACGCAGCCCACGCCUAACGGGACGGUAUGCAGCGGCGCGGGCGUGUCCCCCAGCGGGUCUGCGCUGCGGCUGUCGGCGCCGACGCUCGCGCACAUCGACGACACCGACACCGACGAGCCCGACAACAAGCACAACUCGAGCGGAACACAGUCUCGUAACGAUGUGGAGUCGCCGGCAGUCGCCGAGGACUCAGAUUAUUUCACGCCGGAAGACACCAACACGACCAUUCUGACCGUUCCUAAGACGAACAAACUUGCAGAGCCGACUAACAAUGGAGAUUGCACUCCCCAGCGCUGGGCCUUACCGCACCACGUCACAUCACUGCCCGGAACACCUUUAAGCCAGUCCAGCGUGCGUUCAUCAGGCGACUCGUACAGCUCGACGUCGUCCACGCGGCAGCUACUCGCCCCCGUGGCGGGGUCGCCGCUGGCCACCGACACCGCGUGCUAGCGCCCAAAGCGUCGCCCGCCGCUCUGCCGCCCUACUGAACUGUAUAAUCACGUCGAGUAUACGUUGCCGCCUUACUAACUUCACUUUCAUCUACAGCAUGAGUUAAAAGCAAUAGUACUGUGGAUUUAGAGGCUUGCAGCGGUCACUUACAGGACUAAAAUUUGCCAUAUAAAUAGUUUGCAUAGCUUUACAGCACCUCUAGCGCUCAUCUACGGAACUAAAAUUUGCCAUACAAAAAUGUAUGUAAUCGAUUACGAGUAUCGACAAUACUAUUGCUUUUAACUCAUAGUAGAGGUAUAUGUCUCGUCAAGUAUCUUUGCUUGUCCGAAGUUGGUUAAUAGAGUAUUCAUGAUAAUCAAAUAAGAGUGCACAUGCACAAGGCUUUAAACGACUAGCUUCGGAAAAGCAAGGUAAUUUAGCGAGAACUGUAUACUGUCCGAUGUAUCUUGGUGGGUCUGUAACAUUUUUGAGUUGUAUUAGACAGGUAUGAAAUUGUCUAUGUAGUAUGUGUUAUGGUGAAAUUUGCCAAUUUACUUUGCAAUAGAAAAUUUGGUCCUAAAAGAUUUGUGAAGCCAAUUUCCUAGUUUCAGGCUCGCCAAGGUACCUUAUACGUACGUUAGUAGAAUGCCAUAUUCAACGUGUAAAAUGCUGGUGUAGCGCGUAGUCGGUGAGUUCGCGACCAUAAAUAUCUUCUACUCUUGACUUUCAUAGACAAUACAUGUAUGUACGUAAUAUAUCGGGAAAACUGUUAAUAUUACACUGAAACUGUGUUGGACAGACUAAUCAUCUGUAUUGCAGCUAAAAUAAGUUUUAUUUAGGUAUAUUCUGGCAGAUAAAUUAAUGACGUAAAUAAUAAUAAACACAACCAACCCCCAACAUAGACAAGUGUGCGCUUCGCAAUGCUUUUUUUUGUCAAUUUUGUUUGUAUCUGAACAAAGUGUUGAAAGAAAUUGUAUUACUUUUAUUUUGGUACAAUGGCCCUCGUUAGGCAGGUGAAACCGCGGGUAAUAGUAAAAGCAAAUGUUUACUUCAGCUUGCCAAGUAAAAUGUAAAUUAUACAGUGGGUUGAAUUUAGUUUGUAUAUAUUUGCAUAAAUGACUACACCCACAUCCGUCCCUACUGCAUGUUAUAUGUACUGGAAAUGAAAAACUGUCUAGAUUUUUCUUGACAUUUCAGUUGCCUUUAUGCUCAAUUUAUGUUAUUUUUAGGUAAUAAAUAAAACAAAUAUUAUAUUCUUUUUGUGAACAAUAUCAAUAUUAUAGGGUUUGCUUGGGCCAUUGCUCUCUAAAAUGACUUCUAAAUAGAAACUUAAAUAUUUUGCAAGCAGUCCAAGUCAGCCAUGAUUUUAUAUAGGUAGUUAGUAUCAAUUUCUCAUAUUAAUAUUAAAUGUAUAGGGUAUUAUUAAUAAAAUAUGCCAAUAUUGGUUUAACAGCUUGUUUUUCUUAUGUGAUGGACCUUCAAGGUAAUGAAUCUAUUUUGUAUGUAAUUUUAAGAAAUAUGCCCAUAUUAUGCAGGCAUUAUGUAAAAUGUAUUUUAUGUAAGAUAUUUGAGGUAAUAUAAUGCAUCAUAAUAGUAUUCCAUCUGAGUGUGUAUAAAAUUCAGUAGGACAUUAUUCAUAGACUGAUCAAGAACAUUCCUCUAUUGAAUCUCAAAUGGUAUGAAAUAUGUAACAGUGGUUCAGUUGAGAAUCAUUUCUGUAGCUAUAAAAUUGUGUAUUCUAUCAUAUAGCUGUAAAAAGUGUAUUAUUUCAUUAAAAUAAACUCUAAUAAUGUAAAA